AUGGCCCCCAUUCCCCGCAACAAACAGGAUGGGGACAGCAACAACUACAAGCACCACUGUGGGCUAUGUGGUGGAGCUCCCAGUUGGCGGUGCUUCAAGCAGAACCACGUUGCUUACUGUGAGGCCUGUGGAGAUGUCUUCACGGUGAAGAGCAGUAAGAGUGGUGGCGGUUGUCACUCUCAUCCCUACGCCAAAGGCUACAACAUGUCCUACAAGAAGAUCAAGCAGAACUUACCAGCGGAUUAUAGGAGCAAGAAUGAUCUCCAAUUAGAAGCAGAGGCGCAGGAGCAGAUGGCAAAUGAGGCCGUUCAACGCCAGGAGAUUGCAACCGAGCAUGCCGCCGCCAAGCAGCAGCAAGCGCAGACGAAAAAGGAUAAGAAAAAGAUUCGUCUGCUGAAAAGGGCCAGUAAAUACCAGAACUAG
Messenger RNA from Didymosphaeria variabile, 423 nucleotides. RefSeq lists its product as uncharacterized. The coding region runs from base 1 to 423 and encodes 140 amino acids. Lineage: Eukaryota; Fungi; Ascomycota; Dothideomycetes; Pleosporales; Didymosphaeriaceae. The transcript has a single exon. The record is from RefSeq and is a predicted model, not a curated record.